This is a messenger RNA of Anopheles stephensi (Asian malaria mosquito), 4335 nucleotides long. RefSeq names its product cystinosin homolog. NCBI's taxonomy places the organism in Eukaryota, Metazoa, Arthropoda, Insecta, Diptera, Culicidae. Gene Ontology annotation, cellular component: lysosomal membrane. The transcript is spliced from 7 exons. Gene Ontology annotation, molecular function: L-cystine transmembrane transporter activity. The record is from RefSeq and is a predicted model, not a curated record. Bases 1534 to 2664 code for a protein of 376 amino acids. Gene Ontology annotation, biological process: L-cystine transport.
GGCCUGAAAAGCUUGCGGAGAAGUGUCCGGUAUUCAAUUCGCCUCCUGCAAUGGGUCGUAGUAAAUUGUGCAUUCUACCGCUCAUCUUCAGCUUGUUGUCGGGAAGCAGCACAGCAUCCGACGAAUAUCAUGGCGGCACGAACAGUUCGUUACAGAUGAGAAUAGAACCUCAGGCACUCACAACCAGUCUUUCACAAGCAGCAGAGUUUCAACUUCUUGUACGUGGUUGCCCGGACGAAGAACAUAACCUCACAAUAACUUGGGAUGUGGAAGAAGUGCUCAAAAUUAGUCCUUCCUCGAUUGUAAUUCGAGGAUGUCGCGAUGCCAAUUUUAGCAUUCAAGUUUCAGCCUCCCAACAGGGAAGAUUUAUCGUCCGUCCCAUAAUCAUCUCCACUGGUCCACCCAUCGCAGACAAUGGCCGUCUGUUUGUGCAGCUAAAGGUAGCCAAAUAUCGUCCACUGAUAAUAGUAUCGAUGCUCAUUGGAUGGACGUACACCGUGUGCUGGACAAUCGGAGAUUACUUUCAAGCGUGGACCAGCUACAGGCGCAAGAGCGUUGUUGGAUUGAGCUUUGACUUCCUGUACCUGAACAUCGUGGGCAACUGCUGCUAUGCGACAUUCAACGUGGUCCUUUUUGCGAGCACAUUUAUUGAGGUAGGAUCAUCAAAAGUCGGCUGGUGGGAAUGUUUACUCUUCACAGCUUUCAUUUAGGCAGAAUACUUUAGACGCCAUCCGUUCGGUCUCAAUCCUGUGGUGGCGAACGAUGUGGGAUACGCAGUGCACGCGGUGUUUGGAAAUCUGGUCCUUAUUGCUCAGUGCUACAUCUACCACAGCGGUGGCAACAUGGUCUCAACCGCUGUGAAGUUACUCAUUUCCGGCUACGUAAUGAUGGUGGCCGUUUUCUGCAUCUUGACGAUAGAGCAGCAGAUGCAUUGGCUGGACUUCCUGUACAUGCUAAGCUACGUGAAGCUAUCUACAAACUUGAUCAAAUACAUCCCCCAAGUGUUCAUGAACUAUCAACGGAAAAGCACGGAAGGCUUCGCUAUCUCCAACCGCUUGCUGGAUAUGGCCGGUGGUCUGCUGAGCCUGACGCAGAUGGUACUUAAUAGUUGGAAUUACGAUGACUGGCAGUCGAUUGUUGGAAGUCCGGUCAAGUUUGGUUUGGGAUUCGUUUCCAUCUUCUUUGAUGUGAUAUUCAUGACGCAGCACUAUGUGUGUUACAACAAACGAAAGGAGGAGCUCAAAUAAGUCUACUAAAGAAGGCAUGUAGCUUCCAAAAAAGACCAGCAAGUUUCAUUCUAGCCAUGUAGCCAUGUAGCUACCUUAUCGUAUUGGACUUGUUUUAUCGCAUAAUACAUAUUUGCCCAGACUGCGCGACGGUGAUGCUCACUGUCACUAAUCUCAUCUGACGCGAUUUAUUCGUAACAAAAGAUCUGCUUAUCGGCCUUCAUCUGAGAGUAGUGGACUGAAUCACACUGGCGGUCAGUGAUAAACUGACACUCCGGCCAGCUAGGUAGUUUCACAGGUUGCAUUCAUGGGCGUCCUGUGGUGGUUGGUUUUGGGUUGGGUGGGCGUUGGGACAGCUGCACAUAAUUUGUCCUUAUCUUUCGUGCCGCAAUCGGUGGUGGUAACGUUCGGCGAAACUGCAAGCUUUGACAUCGAAGCCAAUGGAUAUGUAUCUUCGUCCUUUGAUUUGCAACUGUACUGGCCACAGGAUGAAGCGAUGCAGAUAGCGUCCAAUCAAACCAUCCCACUGACAAUGGGUUGGAACAAUCGCACUGUCUCGCUGUUGAUAGAGCCGUUAAAACAAGGCCGCUUCAUCGUACAACCGCACAUCGAACCAACGGGAGCAGUGGAUGACUCCAGGCUGUUUCUACUGAUCAAAGUGGCUAUGUAUAAGCCGCUGAUGAUCAUAUCACUGAUGGUGGGAUGGGCUUACACUGCCUGCUGGUCGGCUGGAUACUAUCCCCAGAUAUGGCUGAACUAUCGCCGAAAAAGUGUGGUCGGAUUGAGUUUUGACUUCCUCUACAUAAACAUCGUCGGACACAUGAGCUACGUUCUGUUCAACGCCUUCCUGUACUGGAACAGCUUCGUGGAGGACGAAUAUUACAGAAGACAUCCGUUCGGGUUGAAUCCGGUGAUUGGGAAUGAUAUCGGAUUUGCUGUACAUGCAGUGUUCGGUACAGGGUUUACCAUAUUCCAGUGCCGCAUAUACGAAACGGGUGGCAACAGUGUGUCCAACCCGGCGAAGGGGAUCAUUGCCACCUACCUCCUGAUCAUCAUCACUACGAUGGCCUGUGCUGUGGUGGAUAAAAUACACUGGUUGGAUUUUCUAUAUGUUUUAAGCUACAUCAAGCUGUCCACGACAAUGAUCAAGUACUUCCCGCAAGCGUACAUGAAUUACCGGCGCAAGAGCACGGAAGGGUUCGAGAUCAUGAAUCGACUGCUGGACCUUGCCGGCGGCCUAUUUAGCAUUCUUCAGAUGGUAAUAAAUGCUUGGAACUUUGAUGAUUGGAGAUCUAUCGGUGGAGAUCCCGUCAAGUUUGGAUUGGGCAUUUUUUCGAUACUAUUCGAUCUUGUGUUCAUGUUUCAACAUUACAUCCUGUACAGGAAAAGAAACGACAAUGCUCCUGUGGAGUACCCGAUGCUGCCCAAAGCUCCUUGAUAGUUUAAUUCUGUGAGUAGGACUUGGAAAAAAAAUCUUCCUAGUAGUUAGUUUUGGUUACGGAUGUGUAUAGUAGCUAGUUCUCUGUCUAUAGGUAUAAUCAGGAAUCUUGACGGGAUCGUCCCUUAACCGUAGGGACUAUCGUAGCACUGACAUCUCCUAGGAGUAAUUGAUGAACUACACUGAAGGACACACAGAAUAUUAUUCGAUUUUUUUGUUUUUCAUGGUAUAUUUGACAAUACUUUACAAUACAUUGAUACAUCGCUGGCUUUUCUCAUGCAAUUUCAUUCCCCCCCUUCAGCUCUCUCGCUCUCUGUCCCUCUUCGGUCUCCCUCACUCGUACCCACUUCCCUUUGGCCCUUCGAUAAAUAUUUCCAAGGAUCUACAAUGCGGGUGGCCCUUUAUGCAUUCGCUUACGCUUAUAUACAUGUAGAACUAUAUGACACACCUAAACGGUAUAUUCUCUAUUCGAGCAUGAUGAUUGAUUAUGAAUAAUACAUGUAUUCGACAGCAGUCACUGCGCUCCAUCCAUCCCCGGGGGGCUCGUCUAAUGCUUUUGUGCGAACUUGUGUGUCUACUAUUAUUGUCAACAACAUAGCUCCUGCGUUCCAUCUCUUCUUGCUUAGCGCACUUAUCGGAGCUCGUGAGCCCGUGACGGUUGUUCUGCCGCUACUAGUUAUACUACUACUGCCAUUCGAUCUAGUGAUGCUGAUCCAUCCCAGAGUCAAUAGAAAUCAGGCCUAUGGAAGCUCCGUUGAAAUCAUUAUCAAGGUGUUUCUUUAAACGACAAAGUCUUUUCGCUAUAAUUUGAAUACGUUUCGGGCCAAUGUGUUAGCCUUGCCUUGCAAUUUUAAAUAUUUUAGCAAUGAUACAUAUAGGUUGGGAUUUUUUCAAAUUUGCUUUUACUAUAAUUUAUCAAGCACACAAGAAGAGCAUUUAAUACGCAAUAGAUUGCUCCUACAAGGAAUGAAGAUUCUUUAAAACAAAAGUUUAAGCCAAGCCAGCUCUAUUUUAUCGGCAGAACAUAUACUCCAACUUGAUUAACAUAGUGAUAUGUGCCUUUCGUUGACCGGAAUCGAAAGUAUGAAAUAAAUCUCGUUGUUGCGCUUCCUUGCCGAGCCAAUAAAAAAUGGAUAGGAAAAUGUUUGCAUUCUUUAAAACUUUUGAACACUAUUUCCAGUGUCUGGACCUGUUCUCUUUUUCUUUUUGUUGAAUUGUCUAACAAUAUACACAUUCAUGCACACCUAUAACACUGAUUGGCAUUAUCGAACAUGUUUGAGCUGCGUGUCUACCCGCAAGGAACUGUUUCGCUCGUCGAAUAAAACAAUUAUUGAUGUGGGAAUGUGUUUAAAAACUUCUUUUUUUCUUCACUUUAUGGCUUAAAUUACGUUGCUUUCAACAUAUCUCACUUAUGACGCACUGCUGCAAUCAAUUUAAAACUGACGUCAAACAAUUUCAUCAUAAUACAAUAAUUAAUUUAAACAAACAAAAAAUACACACACACACACAAACAAAUACAGUUUAACAGCCUUCACAGAAAGGGAUUAAAAAAACACACACACACACAACAAAAAGGAUGAUUCAAAUCCUCUCGCACUGUUCCUUCCUCUGCAGCACUAGCUCACGCCUGGAAUGUUGCGUUGCGUUUUUGUUUGGUCGGGUUUAAAAAAA